AACGGUGUAAUUUUGCGGGAAAAUUCCGACGAUACGCGGCUUGUUCGACGACGAGGAGAUUUUUUUCUAAUGAACUUUGCCGCGUUAUUUUAGCUGUACGUUUUUCGAAAUUCGAUAUUUGUGCGAUGUAAAUGUAUUGAACUUGCGGUUGUAGUGCUUAUUUAAGACCUCUUUAGACAUUCAUGGUUGAUUAUAUUGAGUUUCUGGAUCAUUUAGGAUACCUUUGAAGACGAUGAAAUCGGCUAGGCAAAUCAUAAGAGAAUCGGGAUUGAGCGAAAUAAGCGAUUCUUUACCUUCUUGGAGCAAAUACCAAUCAAGAGACAUUAUUUUGAAUAACAACGAAGAUUAUGAAUACUAUGGAGAAAUAAGCAUCGGUACACCGCCCCAAACCUUCAAAGUCUUUUUCGACACCGGCUCAUCUGCCUUUUGCGUACCUUCGAAGAAAUGCGAGAGUGAUGACAAACCCUGUCGUAAAAAACCACAACAAAUACGACUCGACAAAUCUUCAACCUACAAAGCCAACGACACCAAGUUCAAUAUUAUGUACGGUUCCGGGUUCGUCGAAGGGUUCCUAUCCUCCGAUAAUGUCGAGAUCGCCGGUAUUACAGUGACUGAUCAAUUAUUCGGUGAAGCUACUGACGAACUCGGCAAUUCUUUUGAUGUGGGAAAGUUCGAUGGUAUCCUAGGAAUGGGUUACAACAGUCUAGUCAGAAAACCGAACACAGUGUUGGCGAAUUUAAUCGCUCAAAACGCUGACCUUUCGCCAAUCUUUUCUUUCUACUUAAACAGGGAUACUGAUGGAAAGAUCGGUGGAGAAUUGACGCUAGGAGGAGCAGAUCCCCAAUAUUACAAAGGCGAAUUCACUUACCUCACUGUAAGCACACAAGAAUACUGGCAAAUAAAAAUGGACAAAAUCAACGUUGGUUCUAGUGCAUUUUGCGCAGGUUCCUGCAAUGCUAUCGUAGAUACCGGUACCAGUUUUAUCACGGGACCUAAGGAAGAAAUUGAUAAGCUUCAAAAUGCUAUUGGAAAUAAACGUUUUAGAGGUACAUACUAUGUUGAUUGUAAUAAGGUGUCUUCAUUGCCUGACGUCGACUUCGUUUUGAACGGUAAAACAUUCACUUUGAAGUCUAAGGACUACGUAGUUAAGUUUAUUGAAAGAAACGGGACUACUGCUUGCCUGUCGGGAUUCGAUGGAGUUACCUUUAAUCCAGGUGAUGAAGGAUUUUGGGUUCUGGGUGAAGUUUUUAUGGGAAAAUACUACACGAAAUUCGAUUUCGAGAACAACCGUGUUGGAUUCGCUGAACUUAAAUAAUUAAAUAAUCUUAAUGUUUCAAUAAAGUUUUAAUUUCAACG
Molecule: messenger RNA, 1356 nt
Organism: Phyllotreta striolata
Lineage: Eukaryota; Metazoa; Arthropoda; Insecta; Coleoptera; Chrysomelidae
Source: the annotation of a GenBank genome assembly